This is a messenger RNA of Microtus ochrogaster (prairie vole), 1835 nucleotides long. It is a transcript of the gene Meiosin, whose product is annotated as basic helix-loop-helix and HMG-box containing 1. The record is from RefSeq and is a predicted model, not a curated record. Gene Ontology annotation, molecular function: protein dimerization activity. NCBI's taxonomy places the organism in Eukaryota, Metazoa, Chordata, Mammalia, Rodentia, Cricetidae.
AUGGACUACAGCUCCCAACAUGCAGCACGACGUCUUAACCAAAACUAGCUCUCAUCCCCAAACAGGAAGGAUAAGAAGAACCACACAAACAAGCUUCGAGAACUGGCCCUGCUGAUCCCUGUGACCAUGACGACCAGAAACAAGAAGCAUACCAAGAAGGAGAUCCUGCUGCGUGUCCUGCACUACAUCCACUACCUCCAGAGAUGCAUUGAUGUGGUCCAGGCUUUGCUCAAGCUCCACAACAGCGAUAGCAAAGGUGGAUUUGUGGGUAAGCAGUUCCACCUCCAACAUGCUUUUCUGGCUCCAGAUCCUGAUUCAGACUCUGCCAUGACCAUAGCCUCUCUGGGCUUCAGUCCUACAAUCCGGCUGGGUCGGAACCCAUCUGCCGGCCCAACCCACAGACACUCCACUCCCUCCAGCCAUCAGAAGUCGUACCUUUGGGAGCGCCCAACCUGGCCCCAGAAGCCUCACCGCUCUCUGGCUUUGAAUCAGCCUGAAAAUUUGGUCACUGUAAACCCAGGUCAGAAAGAAGAAAACAGGGAAGGUGCCACCUACCCAAGAGACUUCAGCCCUGGCACCCACCCCACAUCUGCACUAUCCCUGUCAGAAAGUGAUGGAGGAGGGACCCAGCUGGUGUACUUGGACAUGGCUCAGAAUAUUGUUGCCUAUGACAUCAUAAGUGAUUGGGGUGCAGGGACCCAGGAUGGUGAGCUUGACACUGACAUCAAGGCUCAGAGCAGAGAUCAGAGGUCCUGUUUCCUCACCAAAGCAGAGCCCUAUCUCAGCUCUCACAGGCAGAAGCUAUUCUUGUGUACUUCCAGUGAGACACACAAAGAAACCCCAGACACUGACCCUUGGCUUCCUGCGUGGACCUCAGAAGACAGCCCCAAUGGAAGCCCACUGGCCUCGGAGUCUUCCCAGAGCAAUACCUGGCAUGAGACGAACUACCUGAGUGAGAUCUUAGGACUCAGCUCUUCCCUCUUCAGCUCCCCAAGCAAAAUCCUGCCAGAUCAUGUCCUGGAGGACGAGACCUACUUUCUGACUGAAGGUCUCUUGGAGCCUUUGCCUGCUGCCUGUGAACUGGAGGACCCCCAAGAGAAGGUCCAGGACACACCCACAGCCCCACCUAACUUCCAGUCCUCAGUCUCACUGGACCACUGCUACCUGUCGCUGAGUGAGAACACCAAGGUGCUGUCUAGCUGCAGCUCCAGUUCAGAGUCCACAGACACUGAGUCCCUGUGGGGACAGGAGUCUUCUGUCCUGCAGCAGGCCAACCAUGUGGGCUUACAGACCCCCAGUGAUGAGGACAGAGACUACACAUGGACACCUACUCGACAGUCUUCUGGCCUGCCAGUAGCUGGCAAGAAGACCAAGAAGGUCCAAGCAAGCCAGGGCUCUGGGAAGCUCAAGGAGAGCAGAAAGGCCUGCCCUGGCCAGGUGAAGAAAAAGUGUGUUAAUGGCUUCAUCAUGUUCUGCAGGAUGAACCGGAAGCAUUACAUUCGAGCCUGGCCUGGGAUUGCAUCCACAGCUGCCACUAAGGACCUGGCUCAACUGUGGCGAGAGAUGACUCUGGAGGAAAGGAGACCAUACUGCACUAAGGCACGCAGGUUCAGCCGCCAGCACAACCGCAUUGUGAAGCGGGAGAGCUCCAGCAGUGAGGACGACGAUGGGGAGACCCCUAAGCCCUUCUACCAGCUGAUGGCUGACAGGGUCCAAGUGCCUUUGGCCCUGGCUUUACUGCCCUCCCCUCACUGCCAGUGAGAGGAGCAGCCCCUGCUGGGUCUGCCAUCUGCUUAGCUCCCAGGUCCCCCAAUGUUUGUUUCCUUUGGGCCUCA